This is a messenger RNA of Trichosporon asahii var. asahii CBS 2479, 3756 nucleotides long. Its product is annotated as topoisomerase 1-associated factor 1. The transcript has 9 exons. Lineage: Eukaryota; Fungi; Basidiomycota; Tremellomycetes; Trichosporonales; Trichosporonaceae. Gene Ontology annotation, cellular component: replication fork protection complex. The record is from RefSeq and is a predicted model, not a curated record. Gene Ontology annotation, molecular function: DNA binding. The coding region runs from base 1 to 3756 and encodes 1251 amino acids. Gene Ontology annotation, biological process: DNA repair; replication fork arrest; DNA replication checkpoint signaling.
AUGUCCGACUUUGACCCCUUCGACCCAGACGACGAGGCCGGAAUCGUCAAACCCUAUGGAGGCAUCCACGAGGCCCCCGAGAUCCAGGACGAGGAGGAGCGCCAGGAAAUCUACCUCAACGCCGUCCAGAACCUCACCAACGCGCUCGGAGGAUGGGAGUUCGACCCAGAAGCCGACGGCGGCAAGGGCGCCACCAUCUACCGACCAGGUGACUCGGUGCUCCCCGUUCUGAAGGAUCUGAAGAAGAUGUGGCGCAAGGACGAUACCGACGACGAGCGCACGGUGGCGCGCUGCAUGCACACAGCGGGUCUCAUGAAGGAGCUGGUCUCGCUGGUGUGCGAGGUCACGAUGCGAGGAGAGUGGGGACGCAAGGUGUCCUUAAUGGCUUUCGACCUCAUUGCCGCUCUAACUUGGCCCAUUGACGUCGCGCAGGAGCUGAAGGAGAUGGAGGACGAGGGUCCGAUUGUGACCGACUAUGCCUCGCUACUCCGAGCACAGGUCGAGUACAAGGUGAGCUCCUCGUUCCCCCAAAGCUAUCUGACGCUUCAGGCUAUCAUCAUCGGAAGUGACACGUUGCGCUCUCUUCUGUCGAUCCUCGUGCCGAUCUUUGCCAAGGAGCGGCGAAACGACAAGGAUGAACGGAUCAUCUCCCUUGGUCUCCACAUUGUACGCAACCUGCUUGCUAUCCGUGACGUUGUCGCUCCGGACUCAGCGACGGGCGAGAAGGAGGAGCUGUCCACUCUUCAGCUCGACAAACUCACUUACCUCGAACUCUUCAUUACGCUCGCGUCGCAGGCCGACCGGAUGGAGUUCAACCCGUACAACAUGCUCGUGCUCGACUGCUUGCAGCUAAUCUUCCGGUGUAUCAAGCCCGAGCAGCUCGUGAAGGAUCCGGAGCGUGCGCCAGUGGAGAACCUGACGAAGCUUCUUGAGGGCGAGAAACGGCAACGGGCGAUCACAUCGCAGCAUCGUGGAUCACGACAUUCGCGGUUCGGAACAACACUUUCAGCAAGAGCGAGGAUUGUUCUCCACUCCCAGAACGCGAUCGUCGAGGAUGUGGGUAAGGCGCUGGACAACAACAAGCGCAAGCGAGCAGCGCGGCUAAAGCGCAUGUGCAAACGCGCUGCGGGUCACACAAAAGUUUGCGCGCGAGUUCCUGGAGGGCUGCUUCAACGCAAGGUGCGGCCGGCCGACACGAUCCGAGCGUUGUUCGUCGCUGCCUACUCUAUGGAGUAUCUCAUUCUGCUCCGAAAGAAGGCUCUCCCGAAGGCGGAGGAAGAGGCGCUCAAGGCCGUUAAGAACGGAACGCCGGUGGCCGAGGUCGAGCCUGCUAGCGUCAAAGUCGACCGCGAGCUGCCCCUUGGCUGGACGAUCGAGAUGGCAGACCUCGACAGCCUUCUCUUGAUCGACAACAUGGCGCGCUCGCACGACGAGGAGGAAGCCAAGACGGCCGAGGUGCUCCAGAACCAGCUGUACUACAACGGUGACAUUCUCGAUGCCGCUCUCGAAGUCGUUGGUCGAUACAAGGACCAGUCCAUUGCAUAUCUCGAGUCCGUCAUCACGUUCGCCUACGUCCUGCUCAAGAUGCUCGAGCGCUACUCCAAGAACAAGCAAUUCAUGUUCGUGAAGAGGGCGACGAAGCGGAGGAAGAACAAGGCGCAGACUGACCGGGACGGUGUCGCUCCUGUGCCAGAGGAGUACGAGAAUGAGUCGGAGGACGAGGGUAUCCCCGCCGACGACGCGCCUUCGUACGCCGAGCACACGUUCACGUUCACCAAGUUCGAGAAGAAGUUCGCGUCCGAGGGCGUUUCCAACACUCUGCUUGCGUACCUGCAGCGGUACAAGGAGCUGGAUAACGACAAACUGCGCCGCGUCGUUGGCAUGAUCCACAGGCAAGUCGUCAAGGCGCAGGCCGAGGGACUGUACUUCCAGGUCUCGUCGCUCGCGCUCUUCCGCGACAUCAUGGACAACAAGAUCUCGCUCCCGCCCGGAGAUGCUGCGCGCGACCUGAUCCAGCUCGUCACGUUCAUUUCCCGCAAGUUCUUCAAGCGUCUGCAGGAGGACCCCUUCCUCAUGAUCGAGGCGCUCAUGCCCAAGACGAGGGGACGGUGGAAGGAGCUCUCGUCGUGGAAGGGAGACGGGGACGACGAGAUGGGCGGCCAGCGGUCCCGUAUUCGCGAGCAGGUGAGCUGGCCAGUGUUUUGGGAAGCUAACAGACAGAUGGGUCCCGCCAGACUCGAGUUCAUCAAGAAGCGCGACCUGUCGACGUCGCAGAAGAUUGGCGCGCUCGUCAAGCACUUUGUGGACAUGGAUCACGAGGACUACAUCAACUGGAUCAUUACGAUUAUGGAAAUCAUCCUCUCAGAGCGCAAGGAGGUCAUCCUCACCACCGACGGCGAGGACGCGCUCGACGAGGACGAGCCAAGCGACGAUGCGCGCAAGAAGAUCCAGAUCUACUGUAAGCUCUCGAGCGCCCUUUCCAAGCUGACAUCAGACUUGCGCCCAUCGGACCCAGCCCACGUCGAUAUCACGAAGAGCGACCCUUACUUCCGCCUGUUGCUCACAACCCUUGGAUUCUGGGACACGACCUCCGAGGCGCCCUCCGAGGACUCAAGCUCAGAGGUCGGGUGGGUCUACCCUCCCUCAGAACUUCCUGCCACUAUCGAGCCCCUCCUCUCAGCGCUGCAGGAGAACCUGGCCUUCCCGCCCACAGACCUGGGCGAGAUGAAGACGCUCGUGCGACGAGUAUACAAGCGCCGCGCGGCCGCCUCCGACUCCGACGAUAGCGACGACGGAGCCGAUAGUGACGGCGAAGGUGGCGUGCGGCCGAAGCGCAAGCGUCGGCGCCGCGGAUCGGACGAACCGCGUCCGCCGAGGAAGAAGGCGCAAGAGGUGCAGUCGUACAAGUCCGCCGCCUUCAUCUGGGACUCGGACGACGACGAGGAAGCCGAUGCGGCCUUCUUCGCGCGCGAGGCGGCGCUCCGUGCCGAAAUGGGCAGACACGGGCAGGAAGCCGAGGAGGAGAUCCGCGCGAUCAUGGAGGGCAAGACGCUCCGCAAGCCGCGCCGUUCUGCCUCUCCGACCUCUCUCGCCGGCGACGAUGGCGACGACGAGGGCAUGGAGGGCAUGCAAGUCGACGAGGAGGCGGUAGAGGUGGACGAGGAACUGCACCAGAAGCGGGCGCGGGAAAAGGCGCUCCGGAAGGCCAUCAUGGCCGAGUGGAUCGAGCACGACGACGACAACUGGCAGCCCCCCGAGCACCCGGAGUGGUACUGGCAAUACGGGUGGAAGGAUGAGGAGGAGUUCCAGCUCCGCAAGGCGGGACUGUGGGACUCGGACGCCGAGGGACCCAAGGAGAUCAAUUCGGACUCUAGUGAAGAUUCGGACUCGGACGAUGACACUCCUGCCGCUCGUGCUCGUGUUCGGCCUGAUGCUACCCCCCGGCGUCGCGCCACGACUACAGCCGACCCCGACGAGAAAGGUGUCGAGGGCGCGGAAGGCAUGAACACGGGGGACAACGAGAACGAGACCCCCGUCUCUGCCUUCGCCUCUGCCCCCGCCUCUGCCCGCUCGCCGUCCAGCGAGGGGGACAAGGAGAACCGGCCCCCCGCACCUGCGCCCAUGCGCGCAAAACUCGCCGCACUCGCUGGGCUCGCUGAGCCGGCGGACUUGCCCAUGAAUGCGGGCGACGAUGACGAGUCGGCGGCGCCUGUUGCUCGCCGUCGCCGCGUCGUGGAGAGCGAUGAUGAGGACUAG